GCGCGCUGUCUCAGUCUGUCUCUGUACGUCUAUGGUCGUUGGUCCGGGGGGUGAAAAGGGAUUAUGUAUCGUUGGUUCAGCUCGUUCUUCGUCGCUGGCGAUUCGUAUUUCGUGUUUCGUGCGAUCCUCGAGCGAGGCACAUCGUAAUGGCCGCGACCUGACUCGGGUUGGCGUGCAGCGAGCAAACACCGUUCGCGUUACGUGAGGUACUAAAAAGUCGAAUCAGCUAGUAAACGGGGAACGAGAAGGCAGAGUUUAGGGUUACACGAUUUUCCCUGUGGUCGCGGGUGCGUGUGUGCGUGUGUGCGUGUAUGUAUAUGUACGUGUGCGGUGGAUAAGGCGUGAACACAGAACACAGGAGUCUCGAGGACACGGCGAGCCAUGAGCGACGACCGAAGCGAGGAGGAUCCCAUAAUGGACCUCUUUUACAGCAAUUGGGAGCAACAGUGCGUCGAGGCGCUAGAAACUGAGCCAGAUUACGAAACCCAACUGCACAACGAGAAAGAACUCUACUCUCAACAGAUGUGGACGAGCUUUCAGUCCACAGCGUCGGCCAUCGCCCAGCUGUACAAAGAUCGGACCCAGGGUGUAUCUCUCUGGCUGCCCUUUCAGAUCGCUGCGGGGACCGUCACAUCGUUGUACAAAGAUUCUGUGGACAGUAUGCGUCGUUGCAGCGAGCUAAGCAUAGAAAUGGGUCGACAGAAGCGUAGCAAAGAAAUAAUGAACUGGGCCAGGAAAAAGAGACGUACGAUUCGUAGGGAAGACCUGUUGGCGUAUCUCGCUGGAAAGUCACCACCGCCACGACCACAUUCGCACAGGAGUUCACCUAAACCGAGGAUGAUGGUGUGCGGUUCUCCUCCCUCUCAGAGUUCAACACCAACUAUGGUGGUGGCACCCACGCCAAUGACUGGGAACGAUCCUGAUCCUGAGUUGCACACAUUUAGGGAAGCGAUCUCAUUGUCUGGUUCGCCAAUGUCUCGGCGUACUGGAAGGCAAGCUGAGUUGUCAGCCUUCAUCAGCAGCGAGUUCGCCAGACAUCACAAACGGCCAGCUUCGCACGACGUGGAUAUGGGAUCCCCCACGCACAAACGUUCGCGUUUCAUGUAACGGCGCGCUACGUGUAAAGCGACCUCGCUCCCUUGUUUCCCCAUUAAUUAAUCGAUUAAUUAUUAACGGUUCAUCCCCCUCCUCCCGCGUAGAUCCCAUUUAAACGAAAUCAUUUGAGAGAAACAGUGGUUUGCAUCGCCACGGAGAACGCUCGUGAGUUCUCGUACUUUAAAUAUCUCGUCGAGUUUCGUAAGUUUUACACAACAGUUCUGAUUUGAAUAAUUGACGUUAAGGCGAUUAACUACGGAGAGUAGCGUAAUAUCAAAUCUACAGUUAUUUGUGGAGGUCGUGGCUCUAUACAUGAAAUUACAAUCCAUAGGAAUCGCUGUUGUUUGCUUUGAAAUUAUUUAUUUAUUUAUCCAAGCAGCGAGACUGAUGCGAACGUGUUACGGAGUACCAUUCAAAGUAAUUAGAGAGGGAGAAUUGUCAUCGUUUUUUGUAUACGGAGAGGUCUGUAUAAAUGAUUAUCGGUUGAUUCACAUGUUGUAUAUCAGGUUACUGCAAAAGUAAUUUCGUUUUCUAUGUGGUAGCUAUCGAAAAAACGAUAUUUAUCGAACAUUCGCAUUUCUAGAUCGUGUAUAACACGAUCAGCUUUAUAUAGAAAUUCAUUGCAAUAUUAAAUGGAAAAAUAGAAAGAAAGGAAAUUACUUUUGCGUCAAGCUGAUGUGCCAUAAUAUGUUGAAAGUUGCGUACGAAUACACAUGAUCACUGUGUAUGUUUGUAUCCAGCAGCUGGUAGCUAAAACACGCGGUAGCCACCUCACGGUAAAUUGUAAACACGUUCGAAUGGUAUAUUUAACAAUGAAACGGUGAUGUAAUAUUUAAUAACUGUAUUAUUCUGUCCACGGUGGUAACUUAAAAAAAAGGGGACAGGGAGGGAAACGUUUGUAAAAUAUUCUUUGAUUCGCCAAAGGAUCGCCUCUGAUUUUAUUAUAAUAAUGUUGUUAUGAUUAUUAAGUGAUCAUAGAUAAUUGAUAUUUUGGAAGAUUUUGGUGAUAACUGGCUAAAGUCUGAGUCGAAGUGAUAUCUGUAGGCUUUCUCGUCGUUUGUUGCACCAGGUGUGUCACGCUAUGCCUCUAUCAUGGUCUCUGUACGGUUUUCGUUAGCUGUAAACGGAAUAGAAAAAGAAUAUGUUGAUAAAUUGUUUGGUUUCUGUAGUCUUAUAAAUUCUCUUCACCGCUCUCAUGAACAAGGGAUUUGCAUUGUUGUACGACUUCUAUAUAUGUAGAGUAACUAUAAAACUGUCUUUUGGAUAAUAUAUAAUGUAUAUGUAUAUAUAAAUUUUAUAUAUAUAUAUAUAUAAAUUAUAUAUAUAUAUAGUUGUUUCUGUAUUCCUUUCGUUUUUGUAAUUUUUAUAUAUCUAUUCUAAUCGUAUUCGCGCGGGUGAAAAAGGGCCGUGGAUGCCUCAAAUAACUGUACAUGUAUAUUUUAAUAAUUAUUUCUAGGCACCGUACCUCGUCCUGCUUCUAUCUGAAUUUCGAAGGUCGACGAAACCUACAAGGAACUUAGAGGAACUUGAAGAAAUUUAUUUAACUCUGAAAUUGGACGUUUUUCUCCUAUCUCCUAGUUCCUGCUUUCCUUCAUUUCGUUCUUCUAAACUCAUUUAGAAGCUGGCUUGUUCGUUUGUUUUCUUCUUCUCGAAAUUGUUAGAGCACUAAGAAAAAAAAGAGUUCAGUUGUAAAUAUAUAACAUACGUUCAUAACGAUGAUAGCUUUAGAGGUAUUGCUAAAUAUUAUUAUCAUUAAUAUUGACUACUAUAGCUUUAAUAAUAUUUAUCGUGUAAUCUCGGCAGUUAAGUGAACUCCAACGAUUGAAUUUACUUUUUCGACGAACUCGAAAGUUCCAUUCCAAGGGAAUUGUAAAAUACGAUGACUGGAGUAACUUUGUACCUUGUGAAAUUUAAAUACACGCUUUUCGAUUCUUU
Molecule: messenger RNA, 3030 nt
Organism: Hylaeus anthracinus
Lineage: Eukaryota; Metazoa; Arthropoda; Insecta; Hymenoptera; Colletidae
Product: HUWE1-associated protein modifying stress responses
Exons: 5
Coding region: 382-1107 (241 amino acids)
Source: RefSeq, a predicted model, not a curated record